This is a messenger RNA of Papaver somniferum (opium poppy), 690 nucleotides long. Its product is annotated as probable E3 ubiquitin-protein ligase RNF144A-B. Gene Ontology annotation, cellular component: cytoplasm; ubiquitin ligase complex. The transcript is spliced from 2 exons. Gene Ontology annotation, molecular function: ubiquitin protein ligase activity; zinc ion binding; ubiquitin conjugating enzyme binding. The coding region runs from base 1 to 690 and encodes 229 amino acids. The record is from RefSeq and is a predicted model, not a curated record. Gene Ontology annotation, biological process: ubiquitin-dependent protein catabolic process; protein polyubiquitination; positive regulation of proteasomal ubiquitin-dependent protein catabolic process. Lineage: Eukaryota; Viridiplantae; Streptophyta; Magnoliopsida; Ranunculales; Papaveraceae.
AUGGCAGAAGGCAGCAGCAGUAGUGAUGAUGAUCAGUGUUCUUCUGGAAUGAGCUUUUGUGAUAUUUGUAUCGAAUCUAAAGCAAAGAGUGAGACAAGGCACAGUACUAGCAAAUGUUCACACAUUUACUGUUCUGUAUGCAUCACCAAACAAAUCACAGCUAAGAUACAAGAAAACAUCAGCAUGAUUACAUGCCCAGAUUCCACCUGCAACGAGACAUUAGAACCUCAUUUAUGCAGAGAUAGCAUAUCAGGUCAGGUGUUAGAUCGCUGGGAAAACGCAUUAUGCGAGUCUUCAGUUCUCGCUUCGCAGAAAAUUUACUGCCCAUUCAAGGACUGUUCAGUGAUGCUGGUGAACGAGGAUGAUGGGGUGAUCAUAAGGUCGUCAGAGUGUCCUUACUGCAAUAGGCUGUUCUGCGCACAGUGUGAGAUCCCAUGGCAUUCUGAAUUGACAUGUGACGACUUUCAGGAGAUAAAAAGAGGAGCAAAAGAAGACAUGUUGUUGAUUAACCUAGCUAAGUAUCAAAAGUGGACAAGAUGUCCAAGUUGCAGGUUUUACGUUGAAAAGGUGGAUGGUGUGCAUAUCAAUUUUGCUAUAAAUGUGGAAACUCGUGGACUAGUUGUACCGGGGGCUGUUAGAGAGUCCGAGGUUGCAAUGUCGACUAAGGGUAUAUUAACGGGUAUUAUGUAA